Molecule: messenger RNA, 324 nt
Organism: Meloidogyne enterolobii
Lineage: Eukaryota; Metazoa; Nematoda; Chromadorea; Rhabditida; Meloidogynidae
Source: the annotation of a GenBank genome assembly
AUGAAUGAAGCGGAUAGAAGAAAGUUUACUUCUUUUGCACAUGCACAAUUAACUGUAGCUAAUGAAAUAUGUGAGUAUAUGGGAUGUCCUUUAGUCUUUUUCUGCCCAACAGGUUUGUUAUGUUUCUAUAUUUUAGAUAUUGAAGAAUGGAAGGAUUUGGAUUUCCUUAGUUUUUUUAUAUUUUCAUUUUUUUUAAAUUUUUCAGAGUAUUGUGAAUCGUCCGCUUCGCCAACUUUGGACGAGUCUGGUUAUCUUACUGUGCUUGGCGCUGAACUUCACCCUGAUAUUCGUAUUUUAUGGACUGGUAUACAUAUUUCAUUUUAA